Messenger RNA from Nyctereutes procyonoides (raccoon dog), 815 nucleotides. It is a transcript of the gene DRGX, whose product is annotated as dorsal root ganglia homeobox. Gene Ontology annotation, molecular function: RNA polymerase II transcription regulatory region sequence-specific DNA binding; DNA-binding transcription factor activity, RNA polymerase II-specific. Bases 24 to 815 code for a protein of 263 amino acids. The record is from RefSeq and is a predicted model, not a curated record. NCBI's taxonomy places the organism in Eukaryota, Metazoa, Chordata, Mammalia, Carnivora, Canidae. Gene Ontology annotation, biological process: regulation of transcription by RNA polymerase II. The transcript is spliced from 6 exons.
UCCAGCUGAUCCGGCCGUCGGCGAUGUUUUAUUUCCACUGUCCGCCGCAGCUAGACGGUACUGCACCCUUUGGCAAUCACUCUCCAGGAGAUUUCGACGAUGGCUUUCUGCGCAGGAAGCAGCGCCGGAACCGGACAACAUUUACUCUACAGCAGCUGGAAGCUCUUGAGGCAGUUUUUGCUCAAACACACUACCCCGAUGUCUUCACCAGAGAAGAGCUAGCCAUGAAAAUAAACCUCACAGAAGCCAGAGUGCAGGUUUGGUUCCAGAACCGACGGGCCAAAUGGAGGAAAACAGAGAGAGGGGCUUCUGACCAAGAGCCAGGAGCCAAGGAGCCCAUGGCAGAGGUGACGCCACCACCUGUGAGAAACAUCAAUUCCCCGCCCCCGGGGGACCAGGCCCGGAGCAAGAAGGAGGCCCUGGAAGCCCAGCAGAGCCUGGGGAGAACUGUGGGUCCGACGGGACCUUUCUUUCCUUCUUGCUUGCCAGGGACCCUCCUGAAUACAGCCACAUAUGCCCAGGCCCUGUCACAUGUUGCUUCCCUGAAAGGGGGCCCUCUGUGCUCUUGCUGUGUCCCGGACCCCAUGGGGCUGUCGUUCCUUCCCACCUACGGCUGCCAGAGCAACCGCACAGCCAGCGUGGCUGCCCUGCGCAUGAAGGCUCGGGAGCAUUCGGAGGCCGUCCUGCAGUCGGCCAACCUCCUGCCCUCUGCCAGCAGCAGCCCCAACCCCGCGGCCAAGCCGGCGCCCCCUGAUGGAAGCCAGGACAAGAAUCCUUCUGCCAAGGAACAGAGUGUGGGGGAGAAGAGCGUAUGA